This is a messenger RNA of Lepisosteus oculatus (spotted gar), 6620 nucleotides long. It is a transcript of the gene kidins220b, whose product is annotated as kinase D-interacting substrate 220b. Lineage: Eukaryota; Metazoa; Chordata; Actinopteri; Semionotiformes; Lepisosteidae. Gene Ontology annotation, molecular function: protein kinase regulator activity; PDZ domain binding. The record is from RefSeq and is a predicted model, not a curated record.
GACACAAGAGCUCUCUUCUGUUUAACUGCGUACAAAAUGGCUGUCGUGGUAUAGCGCAAGGGGCUUCUGUGUUGACGGAAACAUACACGAAGGGAGAAUAACAAGCCGUCCUGCUCAGAGACUUGUCAGUGUUAUUUUUAAAGAGGUGUUGCUGUGAGGGGCAGAGCUGGAUUCCACGUGUUCUCUGAAGAUGACCAGCCUGGCCACACAGAGCCUGCUCACCUAUGUGGAGGAGGAGAAUGUGGUGGCACUCAAGGCCCUGCUGGAGAAGUACAAGGAAGUGGAUGAGAGAAACGAGAAUGGACAGACUCCAUUGAUGCUGGCAGCUGAGCAAGGCAACUUAGAGAUUGUUCAAGAGCUCUUGAAAAAAGGAGCAAAUGUCAACCUGGAUGAUAUCGACAGCUGGACAGCCCUUAUCUGUGCAUCAAAGGAAGGCCAUACUGAGAUUGUGAAAGAGCUGCUGAGCCACAAUGCCAACCUGGAACACAGGGAUAUGGGCGGAUGGACUGCCCUCAUGUGGGCUGCAUACAAAGGCCGCGGUGAGGUGGCAAGAAUGCUGCUUGCCAAAGGGGCCAACCCCAACAUCACUGGCCAGCAAUACAGCGUCUAUCCCAUUAUCUGGGCGGCUGGGCGAGGACAUGCAGAGAUUGUGCAUCUCUUGCUUCAGUAUGGCGCCAAGGUCAACUGCUCAGACAAAUAUGGUACCACCCCCUUAAUCUGGGCAGCCAGGAAAGGCCAUUAUGACAGCGUGAUGCACUUGCUGGAGAAUGGAGCCGAUGUGGAUCAGGAAGGAGCUAACUCCAUGACGGCCUUGAUCGUGGCAGUGAAAGGCGGCUACACUGACGUGGUGAAGGAGCUGCUGAAGAGGAACCCAAAUGUCAACAUGACAGAUAAGGACGGGAACACGGCGCUGAUGAUUGCCGCCAAAGAAGGCCACACCGAGAUUGUCCAAGACCUUCUGGACGCAGGGACCUACGUCAACAUCCCAGACAGGAGUGGGGACACAGUGCUUAUUGGUGCAGUGAGAGGUGGCCAUGUGGAGAUUGUUAGAGCACUGCUACAUAAAUACGCUGACAUAGACAUCAGGGGGCAGGAUAAUAAGACUGCGUUGUACUGGGCGGUGGAGAAAGGGAACGCCACUAUGGUGAGAGACAUCCUGCAGUGUAAUCCAGACACUGAAACCUGCACCAAGGAUGGAGAGACCCCUCUUAUCAAGGCCACGAAGAUGAGAAACAUUGAGAUUGUGGAGCUGCUCCUGGAUAAAGGAGCCAAAGUGUCUGCUGUAGACAAGAAAGGAGAUACACCUCUUCACAUUGCAAUUCGGGGAAGAAGCAGGAAGCUGGCCGAACUUCUUCUGAGAAACCCCAAAGAUGGACGUCUACUGUACCGCCCCAACAAAGCUGGAGAAACCCCUUACAACAUUGACUGCAGCCACCAGAAGAGCAUCUUAACUCAGAUUUUUGGAGCACGGCAUCUGUCUCCCACGGAGUCAGAUGGCGACAUGCUGGGCUACGACCUGUACAGCAGCGCGCUGGCGGACAUCCUGAGUGAGCCCACCAUGCAGCCGCCUAUCUGCGUGGGCCUGUAUGCUCAGUGGGGUAGUGGGAAGUCAUUCCUACUCAAGAAGCUGGAAGAUGAGAUGAAGACGUUUGCAGGGCAGCAGAUCGAGCCUCUGUUCCAGUUCUCCUGGCUGGUGGUUUUCCUCACUCUGCUGCUGUGUGGCGCCGUGGGUCUGCUCCUGGGGUUUGCCGUUGACCCCAAACUGGGCAUUGCUGUCGGGCUCAGCCUGCUGGCGGUCCUGUACAUAUUUUUCGUGGUGGUGUACUUUGGGGGGCGCAGGGAGGGGGAGAGCUGGAACUGGGCUUGGGUUCUCAGCACCAGGUUAGCCAGACACAUCGGGUACCUGGAGCUGCUUCUCAAGCUGAUGUUUGUGAACCCCCCGGAGCUGCCUGAGCAGACGACCCGGGCGCUGCCAGUCAGGUUUUUGUUUACAGAUUACAGCAGGCUGUCCAGUGUGGGUGGGGAGACAUCCAUGGCCGAGAUGAUAGCGACCCUCUCUGAUGCCUGCGAAAGGGAGUUUGGCUUUCUAGCAACCAGGUUGUUUAGGGUCUUCAAAACAGAAGACACACAGGGGAAAAAGAAGUGGAAGAAGACGUGUUGUGUGCCUUCGUUUGUCAUCUUCCUGUUCAUCCUGGGCUGCCUGAUCGCGGGGUUCACGCUGCUGGCCAUUUUCAAAGUGGACGUGAAGAACAUGACGGUGAACGCCGUGCUAAUCUCCAUGGCCUGUGUCAUCAGCCUGGCCCUCGUCCUCAACUGCCGAACUUGGUGGCAAGUGCUGGACUCUGUGCUCAACUCCCAGAGGAAGCGCCUGCAUAGCGCUGCCAACAAGAUGCACAAGCUCAAGAGUGAAGGCUUUAUGAAGGUAUUAAAAUGUGAAGUGGAGAUGAUGGCCAAAAUGGCAAAGACAAUUGAUGGCUUCACUCAGAAUCAGACAAGACUGGUUGUCAUCAUUGAUGGGCUGGAUGCCUGUGAACAGGAUAAAGUCCUACAGAUGCUCGACACUGUAAGAGUGUUGUUCUCGAAAGGUCCGUUUAUCGCAAUUUUUGCCAGCGACCCUCACAUUAUCAUCAAGGCCAUCAACCAGAACCUCAAUAGCGUAUUGCGCGACUCGAAUAUCAACGGCCAUGACUACAUGCGCAACAUCGUCCACCUGCCUGUCUUCCUGAAUAGCCGCGGGCUCAGCAACGCCAGGAAACUCUGCGCGGCUGCACCAACCAAUGGGGAUCUUGCAAACUCGGAAGGUUGGCAUGAAGAGGCUGACAGGAAACUUUCCCAGCAUAGUCUCGGGGAGCUCACCAAGCUUGGCAGCAAAACUGCAUUAAACCGAAGGGACACUUACCGGCGGAGACAGAUGCAGAGAACAAUAACUCGCCAGAUGUCUUUUGAUCUUACUAAACUGCUCGUUACUGAAGACUGGUUCAGUGAUAUCAGCCCACAGACCAUGAGGAGGCUGCUGAAUAUUGUUUCAGUUACAGGAAGACUGUUGCGAGCCAAUCAAAUCACCUUUAAUUGGGACAGACUGGCUUCGUGGAUAAACCUGACAGAGCAGUGGCCAUACAGAACAUCUUGGCUCAUCUUGUUCCUGGAAGAGACUGAGGGCAUCCCAGACCAAGCCACACUGAAGACAAUCUAUGAAAGGAUCUCAAAGAACAUCCCGACAACCAAAGAUGUGGAACCCUUGUUGGAAAUCGACGGCGACAUUCGCAGCUUUGAAGUCUUCCUCUCCUCCCGGACCCCUGUUCUCACAUCAAGAGACAUUAAAACCUUCCUGCCAUGCACUGUCAAUCUGGACCCCAAACUGCGUGAGAUUAUUGCAGAUGUACGCGCGGCCAGGGAACAGCUGAACAUGGGAGGGAUCGCCUAUCCCACGCUGCCCCUGCAGGACGCUGCUCCCCGGGCCGCCUCUGUGUUCAGCCAGCCGUCGUCCGCCUGCUCGCCCGCCGCCUCCUUCACCGGGCCCUUCAACCCCCCCGGCGUGGUCUCGCCCCAGCCGCACAGCAGCUACUACAGCGGCAUGACGGGGCCCCAGCACCCCUUCUACAACCGGCCUUAUUUUCCCCAUCAUGUUUGUUAUCUGCCAAGACAAUACGUUGGCAGUUCCCAUCAUCCCUUGUCACGUCCAUCAGUUAAAACGGGCUUUCCCAGGGAUCAAAACAAUGGACUAGAUGUUAUCAAGGAGGAUGCCGAUGAAGGGCUUCCCUCCCCCACUGUCCCUUCAAUGCAGUUUAAAUUGCAGUCUUUCAAACCAAAACAGGGCACUGGCUCUGUGGUGUCUGGAGCACCCAUGGUUCUGCUUAGUUCCAUGAACACGGACUCUGUCUGCGAGAGGAUCAAACUUAUAGAAGGCAUUGACCAGAGCAUGGUGCCUCAGUAUACUGCCACUAUCAAGAAGGCAAAUGUGAAUGGCCGGGUGCUCUCUCAGUGUAAUUUAGAUGAACUCAAGAAGGAAAUGAGCAUGAACUUCGGAGACUGGCAGCUUUUCAAAGGCACGGUAAAUGAGUUGCGCCACCUGGAGAGCCAGAUAAUCCAUGAAGACGCCCGGGCGGUCAGCGAGCAAGGAAGCAGCGUGGUGGGGCACGGCGAGCCGGCCAGGCGGCAGGCUCCGAGCUCCGAGAGUGCGGGCAACCCCGACGGCUCCCUCAUGUACAACCUGAACUUCAGCUUCGAGGAGCUCAGCACCAUAGGGCUGGAUGAGCCGACCCGCCAGAGCCACCCCUCCUGGACGGCGGCCACACACAGGACUCCAAGCAUGUCCAGCCUGAAUUCCCAGGAAUCUUCUAAUGACAUCUGCAAACUAACAGACAAGCAACAGGCAGAAUACAGAGAUGCCUACAGGGAGUAUAUAGCACAGAUGGCCCAGCUUGAAGUAGGAAACAGCACUGGAGAGAAGCCAGUGCAGCCCCACCCUGGCCAGUUCAUGCAGAGCAACCCCCUACACUCAGUCCCAGAAGACAAAGGUAAGGAAGGCGAGCAGGAUGGCAGGAAGCCCUUUGCCAAAAGAGGUGGUGGCAAGUCCUCUGACAUGGUGGACUAUACCUCCUCCACUAUCUCUACAGCAGACGCCUCCCCCCUGGACCCCAUCACAGAGGAAGACGAGAAGCCAGACCACGGCGCCUCCAAGCUGCUCCUGGGGAGGAAGUUGUCAUCAGAGAGGGUCAGCCUCUUCCAGGGUGCCGACCUGAAGCUCAAGGGCACCAGCCUGCGCUACCAGAAGCUGACCAGUGACGAAGAUGAGUCGGGCACAGAGGAAUCGGACAACACUCCGCUCCUCAAAGACGGAAAAGAGAAGAAGCCGGACGCUAAGGCGGCCGACAACAGCCCGGAAGGGAGCAGGCCCUUGGCCAAGGGGAAGGAGUAUCUGUCCGAUGCCAUGCUGGAUAAGAAGGACUCCUCUGACUCCGGAGUGAGGUCCAAUGAGAGCUCCCCCAACCACUCCCUGCAUGAUGAGGAGGCGGAUCUGUCCCAGCUGGAGAAGGCCAACCUGAUUGAGCUGGAUGAGGACACCCUGGCCAGGAAGAGGGGCCUACCGCGCAGCCUGAGCGGCCUGCAGGACCCCGCCAUUGCCCGCAUGUCCAUCUGCUCCGAAGAUAAGAAGAGCCCCUCCGAAUGCAGCCUGAUCGCCAGCAGCCCAGAGGAGAGCUGGCCCUCCUCGAAGGUCUACAACCUCAACCGCACCCCCAGCAACACCACCCUCAACAACAACAGCAACGCGCCGGCCAACCGCCGGCAGGCCACGGAGGAGCCCGAGGCCACGCGGCGCGACUCCAGGCACCUGGAGAACAGCAUCCCCUCGGUGAUCAUCGCGCCCGGCUCCAGCACCAACCCCGCCGCGGUGCAGAACGAGAACCUGAGAGGGAUCCACCUCAAGAGGGGCUUGAACGCCGGCUACGCCAGGCACUCCAAGGAUGGGGCCGCUCCAGAGCUGCACACCGUCGCCUCGGCCGACACCGUCAGUUUUGGGGAGGAGCGGGAGAGCAUCCUGUGAAGGGUGUUACCCUAGGGGCCCUUGGGGCUCACGGAUGCAGAUAGAUGUUUGGUAUUGUCUGUGGAGUCUGUAAAACGUGUUGAUGCAUCCCGGGUCGUAUAUUCAAGACAACGUCACUUCCAGUGCGCUGCCCUUGCUACAGGCCAAGCAGUCUCCCGUUCGGUUAAUCAGAACAAAGCAUAUUCCGUGCACGAGGCCUGUUAAAUUGAAGUCUACCUGGCAAGUUUCAAGUGCAAAUUACUGUACCAAGCCAGUCCUGGCCGCAGUAAAACGAGAACACGGCCUGAUGGUCUGGUCCUCAGAAAAACACUUCACUUCUUUAGACCUAUAAAUGUGACGUAAUUCAUAAUGUGCUCGCGUACAUCUGUUCAUUUCUCUGCCCUGCUUGUGAAGUGGCAAAGAAAAUUGUGGAGUGACUAAUGUUAUUUGAAAUUGCCAGUGGAACUGGAGAGUAAACCAAUAUUUAGAAAUUGUCAUUGUGUCUAGUGUAACCUGCAUGGUGAUGUGCUUAUUCAUGUCUGGUAAUUUAAAUAGGGCUGCUGAUUGAUUAACUCCAUGUUAGAUGAACUGCUGCAUUUCAAUUCAGAUUUUUGCCUGACCUUGUGACUUUCACAAAAUGCCUCAGCCCUUGAAUGAUGAUGAAAAUUGCGAAAGACUGACUUCUUCCAAAAACCAUAGCAUGUCUACGACUGCAUGCCAUAUUUGAAUGCCAGAUGUUAUAGAUGUAGUGCUGCGGUGGUAAAAAAAAAAACAUUUCGUAAGAUGACUUGUGAUACUGUUAAUGUCAACAGAACUUCAGUUUUCAGCCUCUAGCUGUGUAGACUUUAGGACAGCGCGUUUCUUGUGUUGUUAGAAUGCCAGUGUUCAUUGUUUUGAAAUUCCAAUCUAUCGGUGGUGCUGGAACUUGUAAGUACAGUAAAUCGUGGUUUUAAAAGUGUUGAUCGUUCUAGAGGUGACAAACUGUGUAGCAUGUACUCUAUACUUAAAUUGUGCUGUGGCCUGGUUAGAGCUCUGUUCCUGUAUUUCUGGAGUAUAUUUGAAGAUGUAUGGCAAAUAAAUGUCUGAUGUGUCAAUA